CUUGUUAUCAAACGCGACCAUUCAUCAUCUCCCUUGACGAGGACAUCCAUCGAGUAUUGAACCACAAUAACGCCGACCUGCCGAGACAACAACGCGCAUGGCUGAGAGAAAGCCAUCAAACGGAGCUGUAGCUGGUACUGGACAAGUGACGAUGUCCGAGUACAAGAAGGCGCAAGCCCGGGUUCGGGAUCUGGUCGAGAAGCGCAGAAUGCUAGAGAAACGCUUGGCACAAGUUGAAGACAGCAUCUCCCAGAAGGAGACUGCAUACCUCGACAGCACACCAAGCGGCAACAUCAUCACCGGUUUCGACAACUACAUGAAGGGCAUGAGUGGUGCGGCAGCACAGCGACGAAAGGCUGGUCCGAUGGAACAGAACAGAGUCUUCUCACGAUCGUCGAUUUCCUACCGACCUAACAAUCUGGAGGGUAUCACACCCGGAUCAGGAGGCUCGACGCCAGCUGGGGCGACACCAUUAUCCGCCGCAUUUAGAGACGGACCCUCGAAUCACCCGACACCGACAUCUUCGACUGCGGCUAAGAACGCAAGCAAGUCGAAGAAGAAAACGGUCGAGCACGAGGACAGCGAAAACGAUACUUCGACGAGCAAGAAGCGAACGAAUUUUGGAGCGCAGCGCAAGUAGCGUAUGUACAAAGAUGUACUCAUGAGAUUGGGCGUUUAACAGGGAAUGGAUUCAACGGUAGGGUCAGGAUGGCGUUAGGAUUCAUAUUAUAGAUCGCCCUCGAAACAGAAGGCGGCUUGGAAUUGAGGCUAUGGUAGGUUCAGGCUAGAAGUAGCACGAAAAUAUGCCAUUUUUAAUGGAGGUUAUUAAGCAUUUUGGAACCGUCGAGGUACCAGAAUACUCAAAGAGUUUGCGUCAAAGAGCAUA
Fusarium oxysporum Fo47 is the source of this 886-nucleotide messenger RNA. RefSeq names its product histone acetyltransferase subunit NuA4-domain-containing protein. Gene Ontology annotation, cellular component: NuA4 histone acetyltransferase complex. The transcript is spliced from 3 exons. The record is from RefSeq and is a predicted model, not a curated record. Bases 98 to 640 code for a protein of 180 amino acids. NCBI's taxonomy places the organism in Eukaryota, Fungi, Ascomycota, Sordariomycetes, Hypocreales, Nectriaceae.